Messenger RNA from Linnemannia hyalina, 2847 nucleotides. The record is from the annotation of a GenBank genome assembly. NCBI's taxonomy places the organism in Eukaryota, Fungi, Mortierellomycota, Mortierellomycetes, Mortierellales, Mortierellaceae.
AUGCUCGACGAUAUCCUCGACAACGCCUCGUCCGAAUCUCUCACACAUGGAUUAGAGUCCAGUCUUAAUAGCAGGAUCGGAGGCAGCUCCUCUUCCUUCCUCUCCUCUCCUUCCGCUGCCGCUAGCAGAGCUCGUUUGAACAGCAACACCACCUUGGGUUUCUUGCUGCCCCAGCCCAAAGGCCACUUUUCCAAGAUCAAGGGCGCACACGCACGGCCAGACCUCUCCGCUGAAAACGCCGUCGACAUCGAACUUCUUCACAAGCUGGAGGAGCAGAACAGCUUAUUGCCACCACAGGAUUCGACUUCAUUUUUGCUUGCUCGUCUCGAGCGACAAAACGGCCUCUUGGACACUGAUCCAAAGUCAAUCUGUAUCGAAUCCAACAUUCUCAAGGGUAACCUCAACACCCUGCAUCGCCUCAUUGCCGACUCAACCACACUCAACAGCCCCAACUCAGAGACAGUUGACCCCAUGUCCUCACUGGCCUCAGUGUUGGAGCCUCAGGCAGGAGACGAAGAGAUCGACUGGGAGUUUUGGGGAAUGCUUGUCCAGGAUUACAACGCCGUGGCAAGCAAAUUGCCCCAUCUUCUCUCGGCUAGAGUGCGCCAGGGUCUUCCCUCAAAGUUGCGUGGUUUGAUCUGGCAGUCCAUGUCUCAAGCGUCCUCGACCUAUCUCGAAACCAUGUAUACCCAGCUCCUCAAGGAGCACUCGCCCUACGAGCGCAUCAUCCAGCGCGAUCUCGCCAGGACAUUCCCCCAGGUCGACAUGUUCAAGGAAGAAGGCGGCAAAGGACAAGAGAUGCUCUUCAACAUCCUCAAGGCAUACUCUCUCUAUGAUCCCCAUGUCGGUUACUGCCAAGGUCUCGGAUUCUUGGUUGGGCCACUUCUCAUGAACAUGGACGAAAAGGAGGCGUUCUGUGUCUUUGUCCGCCUGAUGGAGACCUAUGAUAUGCGAACCAUGUUUACGUUGAACAUGGAGGGUCUUCAGUUGCGCCUUUACCAGUUCUCGGCUCUGUUGUCGGAACAUCUGCCCAUGUUGCACGCCCAUCUCUCGUUCCACUCUAUCCAGGCUGCCAUGUACGCAUCCCAGUGGUUCCUCUCCUUGUUCGCUUACACAUACCCCCUGCCACUGGUUCUCCGUGUCUAUGAUGUCGUCUUUACCGAGGGUGCCCCCGAGACCAUUAUGCGUGUCGCCGUAGCAUUCUUGAAGAAGAACGAGGAGAAGCUGAUGCAGUUGCAAGAGUUUGAGGACUUGCUCGAGGUCUUGUCGUCCAAGCUCUACGAUGUCUACGAGGACAAUGCAGGAAGCGUGAUCAAGGACGCCAUGGCCCUCUCUUCCGAGAUUUCCAAGGACAAGCUGGAUGCGCUCGCCAUGGCCUACUUGGCCGAGUUGGAGGAUCAGCAGAAGCGUGCCGGUGAGGUGACCAGCAAACGGUUCAAGGAUCGCUUCGGUUCAUCCAAGGCCAAGACAGAGGAGGUCAAAGCCGCGCCUGCCGCCCCCAAGCCCAAGACUACCCCUCCAUUGAAGCGCGGUGGCAGCCGUCUUUCGAUCGCUGCCUCGUUCGGAUCCACAGCCAGCCUCGCUGGCUUGGGCGACGGAGAUGACGACGAGUCUGUGGAGACUUCGAGCAUCAGCAGGUCAAACACCGACGCCAUGUUGAUGGAGCAGAUUCAGGAUUUGGCCAAGGCUCUGUCAACACUCCAGAGGGAUCAUGUCGAUGUGACGGAGGCGCUUGUCGUCUCCAAGAUGGAGAAGAUGCAGUUCAUGGAGGAGACCGAGAACCUUCGCAAGAAGAUCGCCGACAUGGAGCGUCAACAGAACCGUGCUUCGAUGAUGAGCGCCGUUUCUCCCUCGGUGAUGAGCCAAAGUGACGCUGCCUCCUCUAUGGCCAUGUCCACCCACUCGCGGGAUGAGGAUUUGGAGGAAUGCUUGGAUACCAAGGCUUCUUCGAUCGCUUCCUCGACCAACGGCCAGGAUGAGCUUUCUCAGCGUCUCUCUGUGGUUGAGCGCGAGCUUGCGCAUGUCACUGGCGAGCUCGUUCACGCCAAGGUCUCUGUAAUGGAGGCAAUGAACGAGGUCGAGUCUCUGCGUCAAAAGAACCACAACUUGGAUAAGGUUCUGAUGGACUCCAAGGAGGCGGUCAUGAUGCUCCAGGAACAGCAGGUGGUCCUCCAGUCAACCAAGAUGGCCAUGGCGAUGGAAAUAGACGGUUUGCGCCAUGAGCGGGAUACCUCUGAGAAGGAGAUCAACGUGAUGCGCCAGCAGUUCGAGGAGACGAAGCGUCUGUGGUUGGAAGGUCAGGUCGAGCGUCACACCCUGCAGGAGAAGGUCAAGGAGCUGGAGAUGAACGCCGCCUUUACCGCAUCUACCAACAGCCUGGGACGAGGUCGCACUGUCCGCAAGUCCCUUGGAGAGGUCGCGAUGAUGAGCAUGAUCAACUCGAGAAGCGGUUCGCCCUCGCCCAGAACCUCGACCCAGAUGACAGCCCUCUCGGAGGACGGCAUGCAGACUCUGAACGGAGAGAAUGCUCGUCGGGGGUCUGGAGAUUCGCAAGAGAGCUCUGGCCGACAAACUCUGCCCCGUGGCAGUACCGAUACCUUGGGCUCGACCCAGUCUGGACGCGAGUCGAUGUCGAGCUCCAGACCUCCAGCGCUUGUUCGUAAGGGAUGGCCAAGUGAGAAGGCAGCGAGUGCAGGAGUUGUGCCUACAUCGCCAACGUCGAGCGGGUUCGGAACGCGCAAGUUUAUGGUGGCUGAGGGCGAGACGAAGCUCAAGCGCAGCCAGUCGACACGUAACAGCAUGUUUGGCGGUCUUAGUUUCCGCCGCUCCAACAGCGAGGUCAACUAA